Messenger RNA from Fulvia fulva, 1230 nucleotides. RefSeq names its product SET domain-containing protein 4. The transcript is spliced from 2 exons. The record is from RefSeq and is a predicted model, not a curated record. Gene Ontology annotation, molecular function: protein-lysine N-methyltransferase activity; protein binding. The coding region runs from base 1 to 1230 and encodes 409 amino acids. Lineage: Eukaryota; Fungi; Ascomycota; Dothideomycetes; Mycosphaerellales; Mycosphaerellaceae. Gene Ontology annotation, biological process: peptidyl-lysine monomethylation; peptidyl-lysine trimethylation.
AUGUCCAACACCGCAGCAUCCAAGAAGCGAAAACGCGAGUCCAAGCAAAAACCCACAGAAAUGCCAGAAGUACCCGACAAACACAGCCUCUUCACACAGUGGAGUCGCGAUCGUGGCGUCGAGAUCAACAACGUCAAGGCAGCUGCUCUUCCCGGCCGUGGUAUCGGUCUCGUCACAACCAGCAAGAUCGAAAGUGGCGACCGCAUGAUGUUCGUCCCAGAGAAAGCCAUGUUCAAACCCGACGCCAACGUCUUCGGCAAGAACACAUCCAAAGAAUGGCAUCGGAAAGCUUCGCCUCAAGCGCAGCUGGCCGUCAGUAUCGCGCAGGAAUGCAGCAAGGAGGAUUCGCCCAUUCUCACAUGGAAAGCGACGUGGCCUACGUUCGGCGAUAUCAAAGCGAGCAUGCCGCUCUUUUGGUCUGAGGAGUUGAGGUGUCAUCUCCCACACAGUGUGCAGCAGCCUCUUGAGCGGCAGAUUGCAGACUUCGAGAAGGAUAAGGCAGUGUUGAAGGAGUUCGACGAUCUUACUGAUGGUUGGGCUGGCGAACCUUUCGAGUACUACUGGGCGAUUGUCAAUUCCAGGAGCUUUCAUUUCAAACCUGCUGGGGCUAGGCCCGGAUUCAUGGUGCUGUGUCCUUUCAUCGAUUAUAUGAAUCACGGACCUGAUAAGACUGGUGUGGUUGUGAGGCAGACGCAGAGAGGGUAUGAAGUUCACGCUGAUAGGGAUUAUGGAGUUGGCGAAGAAAUCCUCGCUACAUACGGCGCCCAUCCAAACGACAAGCUCCUCGUCCACUACGGCUUCGUGAACAGUUCCGAACCCGGCCAGCCAACUGACGACGACAUACGCCUCGACCACAUCGUCUUGCCCGACAUGCCCGAGACCACUCGCGAAGCAUUGCAGGACGUCGGCUUCCUUGGUGGGUACGCCCUGCUCCCAGGCACGAACGAGCUAUGCUUCAAGACCGAAGUUGCGGUUCGUGCGAUACUGCUGACUGCCAAUGAAUGGGAGUACUUCAUCGCAAAUGGCGAGGAUCUCAGCGGUGACCAGAGUGGGAAAGCUCGGGAAUGGUUGAUUCCGCGGAUGCAGGUGUAUCGCAAGACCGCGGUCUCUAGGCUGGAGGAGCUUGAUGAGCUUGAGGUCAGGAGUGGUGAGCAGGAAGCACUUCGGCUGCUGAAAGUCCGAUGGAGGCAGAUUCGGGAUGCCGUUGAUGCAUUCCUCGCAGCAGAAUGA